This is a messenger RNA of Funneliformis caledonium, 795 nucleotides long. NCBI's taxonomy places the organism in Eukaryota, Fungi, Glomeromycota, Glomeromycetes, Glomerales, Glomeraceae. The record is from the annotation of a GenBank genome assembly.
AUGACAAUAUCAAAUAUUCGUGGAUUUAACAAACCAAGUAAAUUUUUCUAUGAUAUCCUUUCUUCUCACCAAUCGCUGCAAUUUUUCCGUAAUACUCGUCCAUAUAGCGCUCAACAUGAAAUGAUAGUAUCAUUCUAUGAUGAUAAAGUAACAAAAUAUGCUGAAAAAUCUAUUAGACCAGUUACGUUAAAAGAAUUAAUUCGAUUUGGACAACCACCAUUAAGUACUUCAAAAUUAUUUGAGUCAGCAAAUUAUACACGUUCGGAAUUGCCAGUUCGAUUAGCAAGAAGAGUAAAAGCCUUGCAAAAUUUACCAUUUAUAGUAGGAACAAAUCCAUAUAUCAAAAGUAUUUAUAAAUUGUAUUUUGAUUCUUUUGAAUUAAUAAGAUCAUUUCCUGAACGCAUUAAUAAUGAGGAAACUGAUGAGAAAUUUGCUGAAAUGUUGAGAAAUAUGGUUUCUUCUCAUUCUGAUAAUAUUCCUACUUUAGCCAAAGUAACCAAUAUGUUGCAAGUUCGCCAUGAAGGUAAAUAUCCUCACUUUUCAAUUAUAUCAAUCACUUUUAUUCUACUUAAACAUUUUGUUUCCCAUUUUAGAAUAUUGGAAGAGCCGAAUCAAAGGGAAAGUGAAGACUUGAUACCAUCAUUAUCAGCAGUGUCUGUCAUUAUUCCCAUUAGCAGUUCUAAAUUGGAAAUAGAAAUUCUUAUAAGAAUCUUAAACCGAAAGUGGGAAGUUGAGGCGUUGACUAUUGGGUCCAGAUACCACAAAUGGAAAGUUGAUGCGUUGGCUAUUGGCUAG